Hibiscus syriacus is the source of this 759-nucleotide messenger RNA. RefSeq lists its product as uncharacterized. The transcript has a single exon. NCBI's taxonomy places the organism in Eukaryota, Viridiplantae, Streptophyta, Magnoliopsida, Malvales, Malvaceae. Bases 61 to 657 code for a protein of 198 amino acids. The record is from RefSeq and is a predicted model, not a curated record.
CCGCCGACAUCGACUCAAUUCUUGUUCUUCUGUUGAUUGUUGAUUCUCUGUACAUGCAAAAUGGGAACCUGCUUCUCUUCCGAGGAAUUGAUGUCCGAAUCAACGCAUCACGCAACUGCUCAUGUUGUUUCAGUCAAUGGCGAUCUUCACAGAUAUAACCUCCCCGUCUUCGUCUCUCAGGUUCUUCACGCCGAAACUGCUUCGUCUUCGUCUUCUUCUGAUAUCUUCCUUUGCAACUCCGACAGUUUGUCAUAUGAAGAAUACAUCCCGGCCUUGGAUGUCGACGAUCAGCUGCAAGCCAAUCAGAUGUACUUCGUGCUCCCUAUUUUGAAGCUCCAGCAUCGAUUGGCCUCCAAGGACAUGGCGGCUUUGGCCGUCAAAGCCAGCCUUGCUAUGGAAAACGAUUCCAAAAACUACUCUAAUCGCCGCAAGAAGGCUCGGAUUUCACCCGUGACGGUCGCCGCCGCCUAUCAAUCGCCUUCCGAUUCUGUUGGUCCCGGCGCCAAGUCCUUCUCGAAACCGCAACCUCGGCAGCCCGGGAUGUCGAGAUCGGGUUCCAUUAGAAAAUUCCAGAGAUACACCUCCAGACGAGCUAAAUUGGCCGUUCGAUCUUUUAAGCUGAGAUUGUCCACCAUUUACGAAGGUUCCGUUCUGUAAUCUCUCUACGGAUUGAUCAACCUUUUCAUGCUAAUUUUUUUUCAUGAAUUACAAUGUAAAAUUUACUUUUAAUUCAUUCACUACAUCCAACCCUUUUCUGUA